This is a messenger RNA of Pseudocercospora fijiensis CIRAD86, 1737 nucleotides long. RefSeq lists its product as uncharacterized. Gene Ontology annotation, cellular component: spliceosomal complex. Bases 1 to 1737 code for a protein of 578 amino acids. The record is from RefSeq and is a predicted model, not a curated record. The transcript has a single exon. Lineage: Eukaryota; Fungi; Ascomycota; Dothideomycetes; Mycosphaerellales; Mycosphaerellaceae.
AUGACAUCCGUCGACGAGCUCUUCAAGAAGCCCAAUCUUCCCCUUGGCUCCAACAAGCGCAAAUUCGAAGAGCCGAACGCCCAAGAAGUCUACAAAGCGAGCAAACUCUCCGACGGUUCAUCACCGCAUGGAAAUGGCGCUUCAGUAGAAGACGCAGAGGACGAUGAUGACCUCGAAGCUGGACCUGAACUCCCUCCCGAAGACGACGAUGGUGACGACGAAGAUGGAAGAUUCUUUGGCAGCGGAGUGACCCGCGAUGCAGCAGAAGCUCUCGACUACAUCAAUGAACAAGAUGGAGAAACCUAUACGGAGGAGAAGAUCGACUCUGCAUGGCUAAGGCGACUAGCGAACACGUUUGAGAAGAAGGUCAGCAAGAAUGCGGAAUUGCGGGCAAAAUUUGAGACGGAUCCGGCGAAAUUCAUGGGGAGCGAAGCAGACUUGGACGCUGAGAUCAAGAGCUGGAGUUUGUUGGGUGAGCACCCAGAAUUGUAUCCUGAAUUUGCGGAAAGUGGGAGUGUCGCAAGCUUGGUUGGGUUACUGGCUCACGACAACACGGACAUUGCGAUAGGAGCGAUUGAGAUUAUCUCUGAGCUGCUUGACGAGGAUGUUGAAGCUGAGCAAGAGCAGUGGGAUGUGUUAGUGUCCGCAUUGCUCGAUGCUGAUCUUAUGGAUCUGCUCAUGAGUAAUCUUGGACGCCUUAACGAAAAAAUUGAAAGUGAUCGGAGUGGUGUUUAUCACAGUCUUUCUGUGAUGGAGAGUCUGGCAGGACAGCAGACGAUCGCAGAGAAGAUUGGCACGGAAAAGGUUUUGAUGUGGCUGUGCAAUCGAAUCAAAUCGGCCGAGAAGCCCGUCGGCCAGAAUAAACAGUACGCGGCGGAGGUGCUGCAGGUUCUGCUUCAGUCAUCAUCCCUGCUACGAAAACGGCUAGCUAUCGAUAUUGAUGGUAUUGACCUCUUCCUCCAAUUGCUGGCAGCAUAUCGGAAACGGGAUCCACAGAAAGAUAGCUCGGAAGAAGAGUAUGUCGAAAAUCUCUUUGAUGCGCUUACGUGCGUUGUGGACGAAGCAGAGGGCAAGACAAAGUUCGUCGAAGCCGAAGGCGUCGAGCUAAUGCUCAUAAUGCUCAAGGAAGGCACAAAAACCAUAUCGCAACGAGGGCUUCGAGUGCUGGACCAUGCAACAAAUGGCCAAGGACUCGCAUCUUCCCAGGUGUGCGAGAAGAUCGUUGAAGCCGCAGGACUGAAGACAACCUUCAGCAUGUUCAUGAAGAGCAAAGACCUCGCGAAUAUCGAGCAUCUACUCGGCAUAUUCUCAGCUCUACUUCGACUACUUCCCGGCGAGUCUGCGGCGCGGAUCAGGACGCUGGCGAAGUUUACUGAGAAAAAGCACGAGAAGAUCACAAGAUUAUUGCAACUGCGCAGCGACUAUGCACGGAGAGUCGCUGCUGCAGACAAAGAGAUCAGAUUGGAGCAAAAAACGCUUUCAGACGACGAAAUUGAGGAACGCGAAGCCGAAUUUUUCUCAAGGCGUCUGGAUGGUGGACUUUUCUGCUUGCAGAUGACUGAUGUAACUCUUGCCUGGCUGGUAGCAGAAGACCCGGAAGUGAGGACGAAAGUCUCAAAAGAACUCGAAGGUGGACUCGCUGUGAUCAGAACUUCGUUGGCAGAACAAAAGCAAGGUCUUGAAGGAGGCGACGAAGAUACCGAAGAGAUGUUGGAUACCUUGAUCGGGUUCUUGUAG